Molecule: messenger RNA, 988 nt
Organism: Aspergillus fijiensis CBS 313.89
Lineage: Eukaryota; Fungi; Ascomycota; Eurotiomycetes; Eurotiales; Aspergillaceae
Exons: 3
Coding region: 128-802 (224 amino acids)
Source: RefSeq, a predicted model, not a curated record
AAAAAGACUUGCGGCUAGGGACAUCCACUAUAACCAGAAAUCCUCCAUCGACCUUCGAAUGGAUCUCGCAAAGUGAAGAAACUCAUACCUCCUCCCUCGGAUCCAAGCCAGUGUCAUACAAUCCAACAUGCAACCAACCACGAGGUCUUCCACUCAUAAUUCAAGAAACGGAUAUCAAAACCACCACGAACGAGCAAACUAUCUUCUGACAGUUUCUCAGUCAAACCCCCUCCGUCCCCGCAUGAGCCUGCACCGGAUAGAACACCGGCUCGGGCCUCUUCAUCGUCGAGUCGUCGGCGGUCGUUUGAUGGUAGUACGGCGACUGCCCGUACUGCGCCGCCACCGCCUGCUGCGUCUGAUACUGCACGUAUUGCUGCUGUUGCUGAAACUGCUGGGCGCGGAUCGCAUCCUCCUUCUUCUCGCGCUUGCGGUCCCGUCGAUACUUGAUGAGGAAGUAAAUGACGCAUCCGACGAAGAUGCAGAAGAGGAUGGGAAUGAUGAUGACCUUGCCGAUGAUCUUGGCGACGCCCAUGAUGUGGACUUGUCCCAGGUGCUGUCCCGGGUUGGUCGGGUACAGAUGGCUUUAAAGGAUGUUUAUAUGGAUCUGAUGAUUAAAAUGGCUGACGUGCGCAGAGGCUCGGAGUUGUGCUUGUGCUCAGAGUUAGAGAUGCAUCCGCUCGGUCGGGGACACUGGUUAUAUCUCCUUUCCCUUGAGUCACCUCCAACUUCCAUCGUUAGGCAAUCAUAUUCUGGAGGCCUGGCAGGGAUGGCUCUGGAGUCCGCCAACGAGAUCGCAUGCUAGUCUUGCUGCUGGGCGCUAUACUCCAGGGUGUGAUUCGACAGGUUCGAUGUGGGUGAGGAGUGAGGGGGGCCAGACAUCGACUAUGCGGGCGAUGGCUGAUACAUCACAGACGAGGCUCGUCACCUGCAUAUGAGACGUGUUGUGAUCCCAGUGAUAAAGCUUAGCUGGGGGUGAAUUGGGAAGAUC